ACAUGUUGGACGCACGGGGCAAAGAGUCCGUCUGCCGACAAACGUGGCAGCUGAUCGCGGAGAUCCAGGCGAUUCCGCGGCCACCGGAGCUCGAAGACAUCGUCCGGUGCGGCGUCGACGGCUCCGUUCCCCGCGACACCUUCUUCGAAGAUUUGCAGGACCCUUUUCGUGCCCUGCGGAGCGAUGCCGAGCUGCGAGUCCGCAUCUGUGAGCGCUACCUGCACUUCGGCGGCUAUCAGUACGCAACAGCCGAUGAUCUGUUAGGGAUGCUGCCCCGAUCCAAGCGCACCGUCUUCACCCACGCGGACAUCGCGCCCCGCAACAUCAUGGUCGAUGCGAACAACCGGAUUACGGGGAUACUGGACUGGGAGCACGCGGGCUGGUAUCCGGAAUACUGGGAGUACGCGCAGAUCCUCCGGUCGGCUGCUUGGGGGGACUGGUCCGAAUGGAUGGACCGCACGGCACCGCGGCAAUGGGAUCUCCGGGGGAUAGAGGCUGCCAGGCUGGUACUGGCCUUGGUCUCCUCCGAAGAGGAGCCGGAGCCAGAGUGGUAGUCACGGUGUAUAUCAUGGAUGGGUAGCGGACUGCGGACGGACUGACUUCACUACAACAGCCUACUCUACCCUCUUAGUCGUCCUCAACUCUUCUACUAGCGCUAGUCUUCACAUCUUACACUAGUACACCCAGCAGCACAGUGAACUACCAACCUGAAUGCCUUCCAACCACCCAUAACUAGAGCCGAGCGAAUCCCGUGGGAAUAUGCACGAACAGCUGGGAACGCUCAAGGCGCAAGCGAAAAACCCAUGAACCAGCUUUGAUGUUGCCAGGAGGCUACAGGAAAGUUUUACCGCCACGUUUUACGGAAAGGGGUUGGGCGAUAGAAAUAUUCUCGCAUGCAUGAAGCUCUCGAUCCGGAAGAACGAGGAAUGAUAUAGAAGUACGAUUUUCGA
Messenger RNA from Aspergillus uvarum CBS 121591, 950 nucleotides. Its product is annotated as aminoglycoside phosphotransferase family protein. The annotation marks the transcript as partial. The transcript has a single exon. The record is from RefSeq and is a predicted model, not a curated record. NCBI's taxonomy places the organism in Eukaryota, Fungi, Ascomycota, Eurotiomycetes, Eurotiales, Aspergillaceae.